GAUCCCGCUGUCCUGGCCGCGGAAGUGACGCAAGGGAGGCAGCGGAGCGGAGUGACAGGAGACCGGCGGCGGCGGGGGGGAGAUCCCGGGAGGAGGAGGAGGGGGCGGCGACUCCCGGAGAGACCCGAUAUGGGAGGCAGCGCAUCCAGAGCCCGGGGACUGUGGCCCUUUUCAUCCUCCUAUCAGGGGCCCGAGAGCCCCGCCACCUGCGACGAGCAGCAGAGUGUGGCCCGAGUCCGCCAAGCGACGCCCUUCAUCUUCACCCGCCGGAGCUCCAUGUUCUUCGAUGAGGACGGCGAUUUGGCGCACGAAUUCUACGAGGAAACAAUCGUGACAAAAAAUGGCCGCAAGCGGGCGAAACUCAAACGCAUCCAGAAGAACCUGCGACCACAGGGCACCAUCAAGUUAGACCACCCGUGCAUCCAUGUGGACUUCCCCGUCGUACUCUGCGAGGUCUGACACUGGCUACCACCCUCGCCUGCCACGCUGCAACCCUCCUCUACCAACAUCCGCCCCCCCUCCCGCGCCGUGCUCCCGGGACAGGGAGCCAGAGGAGAGUCAUGAGGGAGGGACACACAGACCACCGCCUCCCCCCCAGGUAAAGACUUGCAAACUGUGUGACGUUGAGGUACAACAGACGCCAUAUUGGACGGAAUCGCUGCCGAUGUGGAUAUUUAUUUCCUGUGUUUGGAAUCGGUCGCCUGACUACAUCCUGACCUUUCCUCCUCUGCUUUAAUAUUUCCCUUCUUAAACAUGGCUGCCUAGAGAGGAGGCGAGAGCUCCGCCCAUCUUGUUCGGUUGUGGUCCCCCCCACUAGGGGGUGGAUGUUUUGUGUCCAGACUCGCAGUGUAUUUAUAUUCGAUUUUUGGCAUUCAACUCUCGUCUUAGUCGGUAUUAUCUACACAGUGUGACUAGUGACCGCGGCGGACCGCGCUGUCGAUGGACGAUAUUGCACGUCUGUGGGAUGAAGACGGAUCCUCGAUACAAUCACAAGUGGAUGUGAUUUCUCGUGUAGCAGAGUGUCCCAUCAUCGUACCUUUAUUUAUUUCAUGUAUGUUUUAGUUUGUGUUCUAUAAUCCUGAGCUGUGAAAAGCCCCCUUCCCCCAUCAUCUCCCAGCCUCCUUCACUCUGCACUGCCCCCCCGUACCCCACACCUGUCAGACUGUAUAUCAUGCUCUACCCAAACAGUAGAGGGAGCUGGAGAUGUCAGGGGCUCGGAGGAACUCUCCCCAAUAAAGAGUAUGUUUGUAACAAG
Messenger RNA from Rana temporaria (common frog), 1255 nucleotides. It is a transcript of the gene TUSC2, whose product is annotated as tumor suppressor 2, mitochondrial calcium regulator. Bases 130 to 459 code for a protein of 109 amino acids. The record is from RefSeq and is a predicted model, not a curated record. NCBI's taxonomy places the organism in Eukaryota, Metazoa, Chordata, Amphibia, Anura, Ranidae. The transcript is spliced from 3 exons. Gene Ontology annotation, cellular component: mitochondrion. Gene Ontology annotation, biological process: inflammatory response; regulation of mitochondrial membrane potential.